Messenger RNA from Gongylonema pulchrum, 351 nucleotides. The record is from the annotation of a GenBank genome assembly. Lineage: Eukaryota; Metazoa; Nematoda; Chromadorea; Rhabditida; Gongylonematidae.
AUGGUUCUUGAGCUCAUCCCAGGAAAAUUAAGCGAUAAAGGAAGUGAGAUACGACAGAAAUCCGUAACUUUGAUAGCAAAAUAUUUGGAUGGCGAAGGCAGUGAAAAAGGAUUAAAGCUUGCCGAAGAAAUAGAAGAAGCAAUUUAUAGCGAAUUUGGGGAUCCAAAUGAUCACAAAUAUCGCUCACGAAUUCGAUCACGAUUUGCCAAAAUGACGCCCGAAGAGAUGGCAACACCAGAGCUGCGAGAGUUACGUGAUAAAUUGGCAGGCGAAGCACUGGAGCAACAUAUGCUUCCACAGCUAGAAGUCCCCGGCAACGAUAAUUACAAGAAAAGCGAAAAUGCUGUGUGA